AUGGAAAUUAAGAAACGAGUGGACUACUUGGCUAAUGCGGCUGAGUUGGAUGACGCAGAGGAGUACGUUCUACCUCGUCUCCAUGACCUGUUAGCUAAGGUGGUCAUGCCAAUUGGUGCGACAACGAUAUCUCCGACUAAGGAGGUGGAUCUGCAGGCACACUUGGAGUUUGAUCAGUCUCAGCUGAAGAAGUUACACAAGGCGUGUGGACUCCUAAGCGAGAGCUGA
This is a messenger RNA of Sphaeroforma arctica JP610, 228 nucleotides long. RefSeq lists its product as hypothetical. The record is from RefSeq and is a predicted model, not a curated record. NCBI's taxonomy places the organism in Eukaryota, Ichthyosporea, Ichthyophonida. The coding region runs from base 1 to 228 and encodes 75 amino acids. The transcript has a single exon.